Eucalyptus grandis is the source of this 1884-nucleotide messenger RNA. Its product is annotated as serine carboxypeptidase-like. Lineage: Eukaryota; Viridiplantae; Streptophyta; Magnoliopsida; Myrtales; Myrtaceae. Gene Ontology annotation, cellular component: vacuole. Bases 1 to 1884 code for a protein of 627 amino acids. The transcript has 12 exons. Gene Ontology annotation, molecular function: serine-type carboxypeptidase activity. The record is from RefSeq and is a predicted model, not a curated record. Gene Ontology annotation, biological process: proteolysis.
AUGUUGACGAUUGGCCCGCAGGAAUUUGAUAUACGAAAGGAAUGUGGAAGCAAUUGCAGAGACGGGUUCUCAAGAGUGGAGACCUUCCUGAACAAAAAGGAAGUGAAAUAUGCUUUAGGGGUCGGGGAUAUAGAGUUUAAGAUGUUUAGAGAAGGAGUGUAUAAUGCGAUGCAUGGGGAAAUAAUGAGGAAUCUCGCAGUGGGUAUCCCCGUGCUUCUUGCGGACGGGCUGAAGGUGCUCAUUUAUGCCGGUGCGGAGGAUCUCCGCUGUAAUUAUAUUGGAAUCUUCGAGUGGGUUGAAGACAUGGAGUGGUACGGUCGAGCCGACUUUAAAAAAUCUGGAAUUGCUCCAUUUGGCGUUGAUGGUUCCGUGGCAGGAUGGGGAAAAAGACAUGGAAGACUUACUUUCUUGACGGUUAAUGAGGCUGGGCACUCUGUUCCGAUGGAUCAGCCGAAAGUUGCUCUACAAAUGAUACAGAGCUGGAUGGCAGCCGAUGUCCCAUGGCUGGUGCAGAUGAUGGGCGUGCUACUUAUUGAAAAGAGGGUGCCAACACGAUACGAUUCUUCUUCUUUGGCUUCUGUUGGGACGAUCGUCGAGAGGCGCUUUGAGCUCCCACUUCCUGACAAUUCCAGGGCUUCCAUUCAGGACCUCAGUCGUUAUGCCGGGUGUUACCCGCUUCCACACUCCCAUGCCGCAAGGAUGUUCUUCUACUUCGUCAAAUCACCAAAAAACGUAAGUGACCCGGUGGUGCUAUGGGUAGCCGGAGGCCCUGGCUGUAGCGGUGCAGGGAGCCUGUUCAAUGGGAAUGGCCCUUACUAUAUUAGCGACGACAUGACUCUUUGCUCGAAUAAAUAUGGCUGGGAGAAGGUGUCGAAUAUCAUCUUUGUUGACCAGCCUACUGGAACUGGUUUUAGUUUCUCCACUGAUGAGCACGACAUUCGGCAGGAUCUGCAUGAUGUUAGCAAUGACUUGUACGACUUCUUGCAGCGGUUCUUUACAGAGUAUGAUCAACUUGCUCGGAAUGAUUUUUACAUAGCCGGAGAGUCGUACGCUGGGCACUACAUUCCCGCUUUAGCUACUCGUGUUCAACAAGGGAACAGGUUUAAGGAAGGAAUUCACAUAAACCUGAAGGGGUUUGCAAUUGGCAAUGGCCUAACCAAUUCCGGGAUCCAGUAUGGAGCAUAUACAGAGUAUGCUCUAAGGAAGAACUUAAUCAAGCGGAAUGAUAAAAUUCGGAUUGACGCAAUGUUCCCAGAAUGCACAAAAUUGGUUCGACAGUGUGAGAGCGGGGGCGACUGGUCUUGUGUGCUUGCAUAUCACGAGUGUGAAAGAAUUUACAAAGAGCUUAAGAAAAUUGUGGGGAACAGAUAUUUUGAUAUUCGAAAGGAAUGUGGAAGCAAUUGCAGUGACGGGUUCUCAAGAGUGGAGACCUUCCUGAACAAAAAGGAAGUGAAAUAUGCUUUAGGGGUCGGGGAUAUAGAGUUUAAGAUGUUUAGAGAAGGAGUGUUUAAUGCGAUGCAUGGGGAUAUAAUGAAGAAUCUCGCAGUGGGUAUCCCCGCGCUUCUUGAGGACGGGCUGAAGGUCCUCAUUUAUGCCGGUGCAGAGGAUCUCCGCUGUAAUUAUAUCGGAAUCUUCGAGUGGGUUGAAGACAUGGAAUGGUAUGGUCGAGCCGACUUUAAAAAAUCUGGAAUUGCUCCAUUUGCCGUUGAUGGUUCCGUGGCAGGAUGGCUUAAAACACAUGGACCACUUAGUUUCUUGACGGUUAAUGAGGCUGGGCACUAUGUUCCGAUGGAUCAGCCGAAAGUUGCUCUUCAAAUGAUACAGAGCUGGAUGGCAGCCGAUGUCCCCAUGGCUGGUGCAGAUGUUGGGCGUGCUACUUAUUGA